AGAUUAAAAAAUAUCUAACAGACAUAUAAUUGACGUGACAAUUUGAUUAGUCGAUUAAACCUUGCGUAAAUUGUAGAGGAUCCGUCCAAUGUGAACGAUGGAAAGUGGACAUUAGAGUCAGCUUCAGAAGCAAUAACAAUUCAACACAUGGACGUAAGAUUUCAAUACCAAAAACAUCAACAUUUAAUUAGUCAACUCUGAUAUGGAUAGAGUCAAGCAAUCAAAUUUAUUUUUUUCGUUUGUUGGUACUGCUAACGUUUUAGGCGGGAAGAAAAAGAAGGAGACAAUAGUAUUGUCGGGUCCUAUUGAUUUAUCAUACAGAAAAUCACAUGAACUGAAAUAAACAAUUGCCUUAUUUAUCAUACACAAUACCGAAGAUAGUUUGUAUUCAAUUCCUUUAUUUCUUUUGUGGGAAGAAUUGAUUGAUUGUUAAUUUACCGUGGGUUUACCGGGAUAUCUCCAUGAUCUCUAGCAUCCUUCUCUUCGGAGAAGGAACUGUAUUACCUUCAAUCUCAUUUAUCAGAAAUGUUUCCCCUCCAAACUUUAAAUGGAAGUGUAAGUCUAUAUCUAUAACUGGUUUUCUAUUUUGUGAGAUAUAGCGGAUUUAGUUUUGACAAUAUUCCAAAAUGUGGAUUGGGUGUUAACGUUACGUACAUUUCAAAGUGACUAUGUACAUCAAACAUUCAUUUUUUUAUUACAAAAAAAAAUCAUUUUCGCUCGUCUUUAAUGAACAGUACUCAAUGUAAUCAACUGGUGUAAAUUUAGUAUGUUGUCGCCGUAUGUCUUUAAUAGAGCCCAGUGUUACAAACACGUUACGAAGUCGGUCGAUAAUAAGCCAAUUUCUAGUUCUCGAAACCACACGCAUUUUCUUCUAAAGUUUGCAGUCAUAUUUCCUAUAAGUCGAAAGAAACGGUAUUGAUAAGGAAAACAAUAAAUGAUGCAAAGUAUGUAUUUCAAAUUUAUCGUCAAUCAUAAAUGAAAAAAUUGUGUAUAUAUAUACAUCUCCACCAUAAAAUUCUUUCACACAUCACCAUAAAAUUCUUUCACGUGAAAGACAUACAUAUAUAGAGAGAGCAUUACUAUAGUGUUAUACUUAUUGUAUAAAUCAUUUUUAAAAAACAAGGGUCAUUACUGUAUAACACAUUACAUAAGAAUAUAUGGAAAUUAAGACCCCAUGAAAAAAACUUGCUGGGUCACGGAAGAGAAAGAAGAUUGCUGGGCUUAAAGCAACUAAGCAAUAUACACUGGAGAAGCAUUAAAGUCUCUUACUGACCAUUCCACAAGUCAUGAGCCUUACUCACACCCUACAAUAGGGUGUUAUUCCCAUACGGCCAUUAAUUACACUAUAAAAUAAAUAAAUACCAUUGACAUUGUAGUCUAGGUCUCUGGAUAUACAUAUCAUGCAGUUAUUAUUCGCCUGAAAAAAGUCCCUACAUAUCAAAAAUCACUAAGGAAAUUUGGGAGUUUAUUAGAGAGAAAAAAACUACUAUGUGACUGGGUUGAUGCAGUGUGGUUUAAGUAUUUAACUCCAAGAUACUCAUUUAUCUUAUGGAUGGCAAUGAAGGGAAGACUAGCAACAGGAGAUAAGAUAAGAAUUUGGAAGAGUAAUACAAAUGAAACGUGUGUCCUGUGCAAUGAGCAUUGGAAACUCUUGAGCAUUUGUUCUUUGAAUGUAGUUAUUCUGCUCAGAUAUAGGAGGUACUAAUGAAGGGUAUCUUAAAGGAUCAAUACACGGUGAGAUGGGUAGCUAUAUUGAGGCUCUUGAGAGAUUCGACAAGAUGUAAGAUGCAAUUAUUCCUCAUCAAGUAUAUGCUUCAAGCAGCCGUCUACAUGAUAUGGAGAGAGCGUAAUAGAAGAAGACAUGGCGAGGCAAAUGCUCCAGCAGCGCUAUUGAUAAAACUUCUUGACAAAAAUACGAGGAACAAACUCACAUUGAUACGGAUGAAAGGAGAUAAUAAAUUUAGGAAAGGGAUGCAAUUCAGGUUUUACACAAGAUAGAAAUACUUUGAGUUUGGUUGAGUAAUCAUGGGGGAAGGGUUAGAGCUUAAGUACAUAGUUUUUUGGUAAAAGAAACACUAUAAUGUAAAAAAAAAUUUUCUUUUGAAUUAAAUUUAACAUUCAAUUCAAAAAAUAAAUCACUGAACAAAAUUAAAAUAAGUGUUUGCUGUAUUGUCAAGAAAAUCUGCUUGUUGCAUCAAACUUGAUUUCUUCUUCUAAAUUAUCUUGUUCACGUCCCUAAGUUUAUUCUUAUUUAAUUUUCUAGUUAUUAUUAAAAAUUUAUAAGGUAGUGUGUCAUGAAAUUCUUAAUAUUUUUAAUUAAUGAUUGUCUCGAAUUAGACAACAUAGUGUAGUUUUUUAAUAAGUAAUCAAAGUUUGACCACACUGCUAAUUGAAUUCAUUUUUUAUAAAUAUUUAUUUUGUUUUUACAUCUAUUUUGACUAUAUCAGGAUUUAAAACUUAUAUCUGCCUCAAUAACAUGCCAGGGAAUAGGCAUCUAGUGACUGUAUUGAAUGGUGAAGUCCCAAUAUUUUAAAAGCUCCGUAAAUGUAAACACAAUUCAUGGUCAACUACAAGUACAAAAACAAGAACUUUUUAUUAUAGUGAAAUAGCUGUUUUAGAUAAUAAAAAGAAUAAUUACAGCAAACAGAAGCAUCCUGUCCUAAUAAUACCUAAACGAAGUAAAAUAAAAAGUUGUAACAAAAAGAGAGGAAACAUAUUAAAGACAACAAAAACGGCGUCGUUGGAGGGGAAUAUACCGAAACAGAAAAUGGAAUAUGUCAUUGGAGUUGCUUAUAAAAGCUCGUUUCAAAACGCUUACAAUUUGUCCUUGUUAUCAAUAGCUUUAACGCUCAUUUCACUUCCUCUGCCUCUCUCUCUCUCUCUCUCUCUACAUUUCCCCCCAGAAAUUAAUGAUCAUUUCUCUCUGCACUCUUCUGACAUAUACCUUAAACACUUGAUCAGAUUAGUUCUAACACACGUAAAAAGAAGAUUGUUGUAUAUUCAUAGGUGAACAAGAAUGGCAGGGGAUCAGUUAAAAGUGUUGAAUGCACUCGAUGUAGCGAAGACGCAAUGGUACCAUUUUACAGCCAUCAUAAUCGCCGGAAUGGGAUUCUUCACCGACGCUUACGAUCUCUUCUGCAUCUCUCUUGUCACCAAGCUCCUUGGCCGCAUUUACUACCACGUCCCAGGCUCCGCAAAGCCCGGGACUCUCCCUCCCAAUGUUGCUGCUGCCGUCAACGGCGUUGCCUUCUGUGGAACCCUAGCCGGUCAGCUCUUUUUCGGGUGGCUUGGUGAUAAGCUCGGGAGGAAGAAAGUAUAUGGAAUGACGUUGAUGGUCAUGGUCCUUUGCUCUGUCGCCUCUGGUCUCUCUUUCGGACACGAGCCAAAAGCCGUGAUGGCCACGCUAUGUUUCUUUAGGUUUUGGCUAGGGUUUGGGAUUGGUGGUGACUAUCCUUUGUCCGCAACAAUCAUGUCUGAAUACGCUAACAAAAAAACUCGUGGCGCGUUUGUUUCUGCCGUUUUCGCUAUGCAAGGGUUUGGGAUCAUGGCUGGUGGCAUCUUUGCUAUAAUUAUCUCCUCUGCUUUUGAAGCUAAGUUCCCUGCCCCGGCCUAUGCGGAAGAUGCCUUGAGAUCCACGAUUCCUCAAGCAGAUUUAGUAUGGCGUAUAAUCUUGAUGGUUGGUGCUAUCCCUGCGGCCAUGACGUAUUACUCAAGGUCCAAGAUGCCUGAAACCGCAAGAUACACAGCUUUGGUUGCUAAGGACGCAAAGCUGGCUGCUUCAGACAUGUCUAGGGUUCUGCAAGUGGAGAUAGAGGCAGAACAGGAGAAAGUGGAAGAGAUCUCAAGUAAUAAGUCCAAAGCCUUUUCCUUGUUUUCCAAGGAAUUUAUGAAACGCCAUGGGCUUCAUUUGCUAGGUACUACAUCCACCUGGUUCCUUCUCGACAUCGCUUUCUACAGUCAAAACCUUUUCCAGAAGGAUAUUUUCAGCGCAAUAGGGUGGAUACCUCCGGCUCAAACCAUGAACGCGAUUCAAGAAGUUUUCAAGAUUGCACGCGCGCAAACUCUCAUUGCCUUGUGUAGCACGGUACCUGGUUACUGGUUCACAGUUGCUUUUAUAGACGUCAUUGGAAGGUUUGCGAUUCAGAUGAUGGGAUUCUUCUUCAUGACGGUGUUUAUGUUUGCUUUGGCUAUUCCGUACAACCACUGGACUCACAAGGAGAACCGAAUUGGAUUCGUUAUCAUGUACUCUUUGACGUUCUUUUUUGCUAACUUUGGACCCAAUGCUACAACCUUCGUUGUACCGGCGGAGAUCUUCCCAGCCAGGUUCAGAUCUACCUGCCAUGGUAUCUCUGCUGCAUCAGGAAAGUUAGGUGCCAUGGUUGGUGCCUUUGGAUUCUUGUACUUGGCUCAAAGCCCUGACAAGAACAAGACAGACGCAGGAUAUCCUCCAGGGAUUGGAGUCAGAAACUCGCUUCUCGUGUUAGGUGUUGUUAACUUCUUGGGCAUCCUCUUCACUUUCUUGGUGCCUGAAUCUAAAGGGAAGUCGCUCGAGGAAAUGUCCGGUGAAAAUGAAGACAAUGAGAACACAACAAGUGAUAGUAGAACGGUCCCCAUUGUGUAGUUUGAUUUAAUAAGUCUUUUUGUUUCUAUCAACUUAAGUUGUUCUUCGUUUGAUAUUUUGAUAUUUUGAUGUUUGAUAUUUUGAUGUUCUAACGCUAUUGAAAUCAAAAUGUUUGUGUAUCGAUUUUAAAAAGAAAUGUUCUUCUUCAUUGUUUUUUUAUUAAUGCAACAAGUGAGGUAGUUACUGAAA
This is a messenger RNA of Brassica rapa (field mustard), 4810 nucleotides long. RefSeq names its product inorganic phosphate transporter 1-4. Gene Ontology annotation, molecular function: phosphate transmembrane transporter activity. Gene Ontology annotation, cellular component: membrane. Gene Ontology annotation, biological process: phosphate ion transport; transmembrane transport. NCBI's taxonomy places the organism in Eukaryota, Viridiplantae, Streptophyta, Magnoliopsida, Brassicales, Brassicaceae. The record is from RefSeq and is a predicted model, not a curated record.